Molecule: messenger RNA, 1415 nt
Organism: Drosophila persimilis
Lineage: Eukaryota; Metazoa; Arthropoda; Insecta; Diptera; Drosophilidae
Exons: 4
Coding region: 427-1359 (310 amino acids)
Source: RefSeq, a predicted model, not a curated record
GUCAAGAAAGCCCCAAAGCCCCAACGAAGCACAACACACAACGCAGCGUCAAAAAACACGAAAAACGUUCAGAAAAUUGCCGUGCAGCUGAAGCUGAACCAAAAACAAAAAAACAAAAAGAAGAAACAUUUGCACACACAAAUACAUACAGAUAGUCAGACUGCGGGAUAGAGAAGAGAGGGGUGCAGAGCGGAAUAAUAAUUAAAAGUAAAGCGAAUUGGAGCAGCGCAACCGGGGGAGGGGAGAAGCAAGACAAAGGCCGCACAGCGAUAGCAGCAGCAGAAGCAGCAAAAAGCAAAAGAAGCCAGAAUAUCGAAGGGGGAAAAAAGCGCGGAAAAGUGCACUUUACACAAAUUCAUACAUAUACACAUUUUUCCACGAGUGAAAGUUGGGCGCACACCGGCCACGCCCCCCGCCCCGCCUGGAAUGAACCGCUCCAACAGUUUUGUCAGCUCCCUGAAGUGGUGGCCCCUGCAGGGCCACAACAGCCAGGCGACACCAGCAGCGGCAGCUGCAUCAGCGCCACCCACCAGCAACGGUGGCUACUCACAGUCGGCGCCCAGCUCCCCGAUCUCUAACUGGCCACCGGCGCUGCAGCAGCAGCCGAAAGCCGGUGGCGGUGUGGUGAGCGCCACCUUCGGCAGCAGCGUUGCCGUGCAAAAACUGCGCGAAUCCAAGUGGUUCAAGCCCGAGGAGCAGCGCAUCUUCUGCGCCGUCGUCGAGUGUGGCUUCAUUGUAGAGGUGCGCAGCAGCGCGGCUGCAGAGGCAGCGGCUGCGGCGGCCGCUGCCGCAGCGGCCGCAGCUGCCAGCGAUAUCGAUUCCCUGGACAUGGACUGUCCGCCCCUUGGCUUGGGCCUGGCCCCAGGCCUAAUGAUAACCCGCAAUGGCAGCAGCAGCAUCAGUUUCCUGGAGACACAAGACGAAAACGAGACGCCAGUGGCGUCCUGGUACGGCAUAGUCCUAUGCAAAGUGGCCAAAGAUAAUAAACCGAAGCCCGAUUCCAUUGAGAUAUUUUCUGUGAAAAUACGUGAGAAUGGUACCUACAAACUGAUCAAGAUGUCACUGGCCGACAUCUGGAAUCAUGGAUGGGAGUUGAGGAUCAAUAACUUUGCCGACAAGGAGAAGAUGCCCCAUAUCGAGAAGGAUAUACGCAAUCAGAUAUCGCUGGCGCGCAAGGCCAAACAGAGUCUGUGGAACAACAACAAGCAUUUUGUGUACUGGUGCCGGUACGGUAGCCGCCAGCAGGAUGUCCGAAAGCGACAGAUGUCGGAGUGCGUGAAAUGGGGCAGCGUUGGCAUGAAUGCGGGCAUGUUGCUGGUGCUAAAUAAUAGACAGAAAUGCUAUUCCCACUCAAAGUAACCGCCCGUUUGCGCCCCCUCUUCUACUCCACUCAUAAUGAAAACCAAAAACAAAAA